GACCUGAGUGAUCAGAGCAGCGCUUCCUCAGUGAAGACCAAACCGAAAGUAACUCUGAGGAAAGUGACGGUAACAUGUCGCCAUCAUAGUCCGAGAGAAGAUCCCCCAGAUCAGCGCUCUGGACUCAACACGGUUGACUUUCACAUCCUGCUUAUAGGUUCCAUGAUGGAACCUCCUGAAUUCAGCAACGGAGAACCCAGCUGUGUGUCUGUGAAGAGUGACUGGUCAAUGGGGGAACCUCUUGGAUUCAGCAGAGGAGGAGGAGAACCCAGCUGUGCGUCUAUGAAGAGUGACUGGUCUAUGGUGGAGCCUCUUAGAUUCAGCAGAGGACGAAAACGCAGCUGUGUGUCUAUGAAGAUUGACAGGUCAAUGGGGGAACCUCUGGGAUUCAGCAGAGGAGGAGGAGGAGAACCCAGCUGUGUGUCUAUGAAGAGUGACUGGUCUAUGGUGGAGCCUCUUAGAUUCAGCAGAGGACGAAAACGCAGCUGUGUGUCUAUGAAGAUUGACAGGUCAAUGGGGGAACCUCUGGGAUUCAGCAGAGGAGGAGGAGGAGAACCCAGCUGUGUGUCUGUGAACCCAGAGCUGAACUCCACAGAAACAGCACUACAGAUAAACACUCUGGUGGAGGAAACUGAAGACCUUCAUCUGGAUUCUUAUCAACCAGUGAACGACGUCCUGAACAGAGUCUUAGAGACUCACAAAACCAGCAUGAAGAACAAGUACGAGAGCUUAUUUGAGGGAAUCAGAGCAGAAGAGAAUAAAACCCUCCUGAAGAGGAUUUACACACAGCUCUACAUCAUAGAGGGAGAGAGUGAAGGAGUGAAUGAGGAACAUGAGGUUCUACAGAUGGAGAAAACAUCCAGGAGACGCUUACAAGACUCUCCAAUCAACUGCUUAGACAUCUUUAAAGAAGAAACAGAAAAAGGGAACAUUAGAGCUGUGAGAGCUAAACAUGUCAGGCAAAAUGAAAGAAAAGAGGAUGAAGAACCAAAACAGCGAAAGAUCAAAACAGUUCUGACUAAAGGAAUCGCUGGAAUUGGAAAAACUGUCUCUGUGCAGAAGUUCGUUCUGGACUGGGCUGAAGGAAAAGCCAAUCAGGAUGUAGAGCUCAUGUUUGUGCUUCCGUUCCGGGAGCUGAACCUGAUUAAAGAUGAUCAAUACAGUCUUCAUGGACUUCUGUGUGGUUUCCAUCCUGAGCUCAAAUAUCUGGACCCAGAGAUUUAUGAUCAGAUCAAAGCUGUGUUUAUAUUUGAUGGUCUGGAUGAAAGCAGAAUUCCACUGGACUUUAAACAGUGUGAGAAAGUAUCUGACAUCACCAUGACAUCAUCAGUGGGUGUGUUGAUGACAAACCUCAUCAAAGGAGAGCUGCUUCCCUCUGCUCUGAUCUGGAUCACCUCCCGACCAGCAGCAGCCAAUCAGAUCCCUCCUAAAUACAUCAACCGUGUGACAGAGAUUCAGGGAUUCAGUGACCCACAGAAGGAGGAGUACUUCAGGAAGAGGAUCAGUGAUGAAGACCAAGCCCAGAGAAUCAUCUCCCACAUUAAGACAGUGAGGAGCCUCCACAUCAUGUGCCACAUUCCAGUCUUCUGCUGGAUCUCAGCCACUGUUCUUCAGAGAAUCAUGAAACAGCCUCAUAUAGAAAUCCCUAAAACUCUGACUGAAAUGUACUCACACUUCCUGCUCACUCAGACCAACAUGAAGAACGAGAAGUAUGAGGAGAAACAUGAGAGAGACCCAAAGAAGCUGCUGGAGUCCAACAGAAUCAUGUUUCUGAAACUGGCCAAACUGGCUUUCACACAGCUGAUGAAGGGCAAUGUGAUUUUCUAUGAAGAGGACCUGAGAGAGAGCAGCAUUGAUGUCACUGGGGCCUCAGUGUAUUCUGGGAUUUUCACUGAGAUCUUUAGGGAGGAAUGUGUGCUUUUCCAGAAGAAGGUCUACAGCUUUGUUCAUCUGAGCUUUCAGGAGUUUCUGGCUGCUGUUUUUGUGAUUCACUGCUACGAGAAUAGAUCACUGACACUUUUUAACCUAAUAUGCAGAGGGUGGUCUGAGAAUGUUUCACUGGAUGAUCUGCUGGAAGGAGCAGUGAAUAAAGCCUUAGAGAGUCAGAAUGGACACCUGGAUCUUUUCCUGCGAUUCCUGCUGGGAAUCUCACUGAAGUCCAAUCAGAGACUCCUACAGGGUCUACUGACACACAUACAGAGACAACCAGAGAGAAUUAAAGAGCACAUCAAGGACAUAAUAAGAGAUACAUCUAGACAAGAUCACAUCUCAACUGAGAGAUCCAUUAAUCUGUUCUUCUGUCUGUCUGAAAUGAAUGACCAGACUCUCUUCAGACAGAUUCAGGAGUAUCUAAAAUCAGAGAAACACUCAGAGCAGAAACUCUCUCCUGCACAGUGUUCAGCAGUAGCCUAUAUGAUCCUGAGCUCAGAGGAGGUUCUGGAUGAGCUGGACCUGAAGAAAUACAGGACAUCAGUGGAGGGUUAUAGGAGACUGAUCCCAGCUGUGACCGUCUGCAGAAGAGCUAUAUUAGCAUCCUGUAAUCUUGGUGGCAAAGUUUGCGAAAUGCUCAGCUCUAUUCUGCAAUCAUCAAACUCCUCUCUGAAAGAGCUGGACCUCAGUAGCAAUGACCUCCAGGACUCUGGAGUGAAGCUGCUCUCAGAGGGAUUGAAGAGUUCACACUGUAAACUGGAAAUACUGAGAUUGUCUGGUUGCAUGGUGACAGAUGAAGGCUGUUCUUCUCUGGCUUCAGCUCUGAAAUCAAACCCCUCCCAUCUGAGAGAACUGGAUCUGAGCUACAAUCACCCAGGAGAGUCUGGAGUGAAGCUGCUGUCUGAUCUACUGGAGGAUCCACACUGCGCACUGGAGAAACUACAGGUGAAUCAUGGAGGGAAGAUCAGUAUGAAACCAAGACUGAAGAAAUAUGCUGUUGAUCUCACUCUGGAUCCAAACACAGUGAACAGUGAACUCUCUCUGUCUGAGAGGAACAGAAAGGUGGAGUUUGUGGAUGAAGAUCAGUCGUAUCCAGAUCAUCCAGACAGAUUUGAUGACCAUUCUCAGGUUCUGAGUGUGGAGAGUCUGACUGGACGCUGUUACUGGGAGGUUCAGUGGAGCGGAGAGGCUGAUAUAUCAGUAUCAUACAGAGGAAUCAGGAGGAAAGGAUACAGUGAUGACUGUGAGUUUGGACUCAAUAAUCAGUCCUGGAGUCUGAUCUGCUCUGAUAACAGUUACACUGUCUGGCACAAUAGACGGGGAACUGACCUACCUGCCCCCCCCUCCCCCUCUAACAGAGUAGGAGUGUAUCUGGACUGGGGGUCCGGCGCUCUGUCCUUCUACACCAUCUCACCUAACACACACACACUGACCCACCUACACACAUUCACCACCACAUUCACUGAGCCGCUCUACGCUGGAUUCGGUAUUUAUCCUGAGUCCUCAGUGAGUCUGUGUGACACAGAAUAACCUCCAGUGUGUGUGUGUGUGUGAGACAGAGAGAGAGAGAGAGACAGAGAGAGAGAGAGAGAGAGACAUUGAGAGAGAGAGAGAGAAAGAGAGAGAGAGAG
Colossoma macropomum (tambaqui) is the source of this 3560-nucleotide messenger RNA. Its product is annotated as NACHT, LRR and PYD domains-containing protein 3-like. Gene Ontology annotation, molecular function: protein binding. The record is from RefSeq and is a predicted model, not a curated record. NCBI's taxonomy places the organism in Eukaryota, Metazoa, Chordata, Actinopteri, Characiformes, Serrasalmidae. The transcript has 8 exons. The coding region runs from base 163 to 3459 and encodes 1098 amino acids.